AUGGCCUAUCCAGCCCCCAAACCUAAGAAACCAGAACUUCCCCAGCACCUCCAGCGCAAACUGUCCUGCAACCAGGGAGCUGUCAGAGCAGUGCGGUUCAAUGUGGAUGGGAAUUACUGUGUGACAUGUGGUAGUGACAAGUCCUUGAAGCUGUGGAAUCCACAUAAGGGAACCAUGCUGAAAACCUACAGCGGUCAUGGGUAUGAAGUGCUGGAUGCAGCAGGGUCAUGUGACAAUAGUCAGCUGUGCUCAUGCAGUUCAGACAAAACCGUGAUCCUCUGGGACGUGGCACAAGGUCUUGUGGUCAGGAAGUUUCGUGGACACGCAGGGAAGGUAAACUGUGUGCAAUUCAAUGAGGAAUCUACAGUGAUCAUAUCAGGCUCCAUAGACUCUUCUAUUAGAUGCUGGGAUUGUCGCUCUCGCAAGCCAGAGGCCAUUCAGAUAUUGGAUGACGCCAAAGAUGGAAUAUCCAGUGUCAAAGUGUCUGAUCAUGAGAUUCUUGUAGGAUCUGUAGAUGGACACCUGCGUCGUUACGACCUUCGGAAAGGAGAGAUGUGUGCGGAUUAUGUUGGCAGUCCCAUUACAUGUGUGAGUUUCAGCCAGGAUUCACAGUGCCUAUUGUUCAUCCCUAGACUCCACACUCCGCCUCCUCGAUAAGGACUCAGGAGAACUAUUAGGAGAGUACACAGGACACCAGAACAAGAGCUGCAAGCUGGACAGCUGCCUGAGUGAGAAGGACACGCAUGUGGUCAGCUGCUCUGAGGAUGGGACUGUCUGUUUCUGGGACUUAGUCGAGCAAAAUCCAGGGUCUGCAGAGAGCUUCCAAAGCAUCAGA
This is a messenger RNA of Staurois parvus, 835 nucleotides long. The record is from the annotation of a GenBank genome assembly. NCBI's taxonomy places the organism in Eukaryota, Metazoa, Chordata, Amphibia, Anura, Ranidae.